Schistosoma bovis is the source of this 4777-nucleotide messenger RNA. NCBI's taxonomy places the organism in Eukaryota, Metazoa, Platyhelminthes, Trematoda, Strigeidida, Schistosomatidae. The record is from the annotation of a GenBank genome assembly.
AUCGGUUGCUGUCAUCUCGCGGUCCCCAACCAGGUAGUCUACACCUACCAACAUGACUCAGUUCACUUGUCAGUGACUUCAUGGACUUGUGCCAUGUUUUGGUUUGGCCGCCCCUAGCUUUCUUCCAACCUACUCCUAUACCACUGGACAUAGCACGUCGAGGCAGUUGGUAAGACAACUUGCACCGAUGCACAUAUAUGCCAGGUCCUACUUUGCAUGUGGUUGACUGAGACGUGUAUUGAGUAAGAUAGUCUUGAUAUUUUGUUAACUGAACGGUCGUCCGUCUACUAUGAUAAUGGGGUAUUAGUAUAAUCACAAUUGAUUGAUCACUGGGUGGUGAUCAAUCUCAUGCUUGUCUAGUCCUUAUUAGUGUAAAGAAAAUAAUUGCAUCCUCACUUAUUAUGAGAAUAUAGUGUACAACCGAAGCUUUUACCAGUUUGACCAUUAAUCUUCCUACUAUCGAGUUGCUUCACUAAAAUAAUAGACGACUGUUUGUAAGGUCGAUUUCCAUGAGAAUGGUUCGUUGAUGCCCUUUCUGGCUUUCGAGGUAUUUCCCGAGGACUGACUGUGAGAUGUAUUUCGUCAGAUGAAGAGUUGUUGUGAUUCGUAAAAACCACACUGGUGAGUCGACAAUACGAUUAUGUUUAAUGCUGAGAUUUCUGCAUUGACACAUUCAUUCAGUCAGUCAGCUACAACGUAGUACGGGCACAUAUAUGCAUCGGUCCAAGUUGCCACAGCUCAUUAUUUGCACAACAAGAUGAACACCAAAUUCUUUGAAGUAGCUACUUCAACGGUAGUAAUAUGUGAAACAAAGAUUGUGUAUAAAGACAUGAUACAGAAAUGAAGAAUUAGUCUGUAGAAAGAAAGGUUUAAAGCAAUUCGAAUCUCACGGUUUAAGAGUAGACAAAUAGUGUAUACACCUACACCAUUUUGAUCGAUUCCGAGCCAUGUCACGCAGAGUCUCCAACCAUUAGUUACGAUAGUCGCGCGGCCGCCACUAACUUUCUUUCAACCAUCCCCAACACCGGUUAGCAUUGCACGUCGUGGUAAUCGCUGUUCAGGCAUACACAACACGUGGCCCAACCAUCUCAGUCGAUGAAGAUUCACAACCUCACCAACUGAUUUUCCAUCAUUCCCUAAUACCCUGCAUCUAACGUCACCAAUACUUACCCGGUGAUCCCAGCAGAUGCGAGUAAUAUUUCUAAGGCAUCUGUGGUCAAAUACUAGUAGCUUACCAAUAUCUUCUACUCUUAAUGCCCACGUUUCGCAGCCGUAAAGUUAAACAGAAUCAACUGUCACGCAGUAUACUCGUUUUUUUAUUGAUAGACGAAUAUCUCGCUUUCUCCAUAGGUGACGUAAGUUGGCAAAAGCCAAACGAGGUUUUUGGAUGUGUACAGAGAUUUCGUCAGACACCAACCCAUUAGGGAUGAUCAGACUUCCAAGGUAAGCGAAGUUGUCGACGCUUUCGACUACUUCACUCCUUAUAAUUAGUUCAGGCCAGUCCUAAUGCAACAACUUGCAUUUAGGGUGGAGAAGCACAUCCCAAACACUCUGGCAUUGUUGUUCAGUGGUACCAAAUGACUCUGCAUUUUAUCAACGUCUUCACCAAACAGGACUAUAUCAUCUGUGUAUUCUGAGUCGAUAAGUAGACCUCUUGAAAAUAUAUCAAUUCCUGAAAAUUCAGUCGACGCGGACGUUAUUUCGAUCAGUAGGUCUAUGAUGAAGUUGAAGAGAAAUGGAGAAGGUGGACAGCUUUGACGGACAUUACUUAAGGUUACGAAAGCAGAUGACAUUUCGUCAAAAGCUCUGACUCGACUAGUAGUGUUCGAGUAAAGAGUCUGCACGAGGUUUAUGUACAUCUGAGGUACGCCUCUCAAUGACAGACACUGCCACAGAAUCUCGCGGUCUACAGAGUCAAAUGGUGCUUUAAAGUCAAGAAAGAUCACCAUUGUCGGACGCCGAUAAGCAUGCCUGUUCUAGGACCUGAUGAAUGGUGAAUAUGUGGUCGAUUCAACCACGACCAGGUCUGAAGCCAGCCUGAUUUUCACAAGUUUGCACUUCACGCGUCUUUGUUAGGCGUCCGGCAUUUAUUGAGGCUAGUAUUUUAGAUGCUAUUUCAGUCAAACUUGGCAAGGUGAGGUCAAGUGAAUGACCACACUAGGAUCCUGUAUGCGUGUUUCGGAGACACAGCAUACAUCAAUGGUACGAGAUUCUAGGGUUUUAGCUGAGGAGGCCCGCUGAUCGAUUUGACAUAGGGUGGGUAUGUUGAAGGCUCCAAUGUGUGGUUUGGAGCGAGGUUUCAUUAGCCCUGGACAGUGUUUUGGGCACUAGAAUCAUUGACCAUGGUGACACUUGAGAAGGAAUUUCAGAGUUUGAAAGCCGAGGUAGGAGGAGGGAGAUUAAAUAUAAAUACUAUGAUUUCGAGUGCCGAUAUAAAUGGUAUAAAUCAUUUAUCGAGUUCGGAAUUAUUUACUCGGCUUCGAACUACAUGUUGUGUAACGGCUAGCAAUGACAAUUUAUUAUCCGAGUUGGAACCAAGGAUAGAUUCGGACUUGGGAAGUUAUGGUUGGACUUUAAAUUAUUUUAGCACUGAAAUAUCAACACCAAAAUAAUGGGAUAAUGCAUGCUCAUUUUGUCAUAAACGUAAAUUGAACGAUAUUUUAACUCACAACUCAUUCGGUAUCACGAACAGUUCUUCUAAGGUAUACAAAAUUUGUAAUUCAUAUUAUGCAAACCUCUGCUAGCCAGUAUAGCUCGAUUAGUUCAUUACGAUAAGCAAGCCUGACCACAACGUCAAGGUAGCAGCAACGGUUGUGCAUUGAUACAUGAGUUAGAUUUUUAAGGAUUAAACGAGAUGUGAUAUAUUUGCUCUAGUCGGUUCUGUGCAACCUUAAAACUCAUAUUUCUAUCAUACGAUAUUCCCUACAUUUUAUAUACAGGUAUGCGAUAACGGGAUCUUACGGCAACCUCUUUCAUAUAUUUGACCGUCACAAUGGCUCUGAUUGGUUGUAUGAUCUUGACGAUUCAAGCAAUCCUUAUAACACGAAUUCUGCAUGUAAUACUGAGAGUUACUUAUCACCUAAACGUUUUAUGUCUCCUGAUGAUCCCAUUGGAAGUCGGUUGGGUUUAUCUUCAAUUUUCGUAGCACCAUUGGAUGCUGUGGAAGCUCUCUUUCCAGAAACGACGAGUCAAACCAGUUCGCAUAGCAGCUAUAGUGAUAAUAAUGAUUGGAAUAAAUUCGACGAUAGUUCGAACACCUCAGAGGUGUCACCUGGUAGAACAAAGCUAUCUCACUGUCAAUUAGAAGAUCCCAACCCUACAGAGAAUACUCCCUCAGCACCUCCAACAGGUUCGAAGCGUCGAAAGCAAAUCCUUCCUUCUCGUGCUGAUAUUUCUACUGAUUCUCAUUGUGUUGUACAAAGUGAACACGAGAAGGCCCGUAGUUGUCACCCCAAAAGUAAACAUCGUCAUCGCAACAAGCAUUCUCAAUGUGAGAGGAUAGAGAAAUGUGGAUACGAUGUUAGUUCUUCUUGCACAGUACCGAACUCAAAUGAUGGUCAUGAGUUAUCAGAUGUCAUUGUAAAUUUACUGCCUGUCAAAAAAACGUCUAUGGAAGAAUUUCAAUCAGGGACAUCAACUGUCCCUGGAAUGCACCAGAUACACUGUCAGCGUAAGAUACUUCACUUAUCCUGGCACCCGAAGAAAUUCCUUACAGUAGCUCUAUCAGGCAAUCAGAUGUUUCUUGUUUCAGGUCAGCCGACAUUUAGUGGUACAUUGCCUUCACAGAAGGAUUCGAGUCAUUGCUCUUCCUGUUUAUCUAAGUCAACUGACGAUGAGAACAACAUACCUAGUGGACAUUGUGAAGCGAGAUCCACUUCUAUAAGAGACAAGGUAACUCCUAUUUUAUGCAAAAGUUCAAACGUGAAAGCUGCAAAACGUCGUCGCCGUCGUCAUCACCAAGCAGGUAGUUCAAAUUUGGUCAAUGCUUUCCCUAACUUAUCAGAUAAGAGAGAAAAUCACAUUUCUGAUAUUGAUGUUCUUCCUGUUGAUUCUGUGGUUUGUGGAAUGGAUUAUACAACGAAUUAUGAAGCUGACCACGAAGAUAAUUAUGAUGAGCAACAUACCUCUAAAGCACAACUAGAUUCUAUUAACUCUGAUCCGAACAGUGAAAGCUUCCCAUGUAUAAAUUCCUUAUUUCCAUCAUCGAGAGAAACAUUUUCAACUAAUUUGAACGAUGUUUUACAUUGAUAAUGUUUUUCAUACCAUUUUGAUUGUCUUCCUUACACUGUCUAAUUUUUGCCUGACUUCAUCUCAGGGUUGACAUAUUUCCGCUAUCAAUUUUUAAAUCAAAGUUGUCGUUAUUGCUGGAUGAGUAUCUUAUUUAUUUUGGGAUAAAUGUACAAUAGUACAUACAUAAUUACAUACGCACACACACACAGGUAGGCGGAGAGACUUGCGUUCAGACAUACAUAAUCUCUUCCCUGUAUGAAUGCUAACUCCCAAUAUCAUGUUACGAAACUGCUAUUUUAUAGUUCUCUAUUAAGAAAGAUUUUUCCUACCCGUUAUUUCACGUUGCAAUGCCUAUUUAUUCUGAACUUGAUUGUGUUUCAUCCGCAUGAGAUAUGCGUGCCUUUACAGUACAAAUUAUUGUAAAUGAACUCGAAGAAUUGUAAAUGACUAACUGGAGAUCUUUUCUAUAGAUUGUAUUCCAUUCCAAAAAUAUAACGUUGUGUAUUUUAUGUGCAUUUCUAAUUUAGCAUAAAUUAUAAAACAUGAA